Molecule: messenger RNA, 1319 nt
Organism: Ziziphus jujuba (common jujube)
Lineage: Eukaryota; Viridiplantae; Streptophyta; Magnoliopsida; Rosales; Rhamnaceae
Product: E3 ubiquitin-protein ligase RSL1-like
Exons: 4
Coding region: 283-1071 (262 amino acids)
Biological process (GO): positive regulation of proteasomal ubiquitin-dependent protein catabolic process; protein polyubiquitination; ubiquitin-dependent protein catabolic process
Cellular component (GO): ubiquitin ligase complex; cytoplasm
Molecular function (GO): ubiquitin protein ligase activity; ubiquitin conjugating enzyme binding; zinc ion binding
Source: RefSeq, a predicted model, not a curated record
UUUCAACUGAUGUCAGUUUCUGUAGCUUUUUCCGCUGUGGAAAAUCUAGAGAGCUUGAGGUGCAAGUUUUCUUCUUCCACAAUUUGAUAUCAAUCUCUCUAAUCUCUUUCCCCUUCUCCCAGGUCAGCAACCACCCUGAACCUCUCGGCCUCCAGCAGCCCCAACCAUCGUCGUCCUUCAAAUCUGAUCUAGCAACAAAAAGUCAGGAAAAUAUAAUAAAGAGUAAUAAACAGAGUAGAGAAACUCUCACAUUAUCGAAGGCCAAUUAGCUAGGGAAAACAAAUGGAUGGAAAAUUCCCAAUCUCAGGCCCCUGCAAUGUGUUGUUCAACAACCAUGAAGACUGUUGGAUCACUCUUUUUUGCUUUGUUUUUUUGAUAAUUAUUAUUAGAUCGUUCAAGAGAAAGAAAACAAGCAUGAGAAAAGAAACUGGUCAGUCUUCACAUAACUUGUGUCUAAUCUGCAUGGAUGUAAAAUCUAGUGUAGAAAUGUUCAGAAACAUCACGUGUUCCCAUCCCUUUUGCAACAACUGUCUCGGAAAAUAUAUAACAACAAAGAUUCAGCAAAACAUAUCAAAGGUGGAGUGUCCUGAUCUCAAAUGUGAAAGUGUAUUGGAGCCGCAUCUUUGUCGUUCUAUUGUUCCAAAAGAAGUGUUUGAUAGAUGGGAAGAUGCACUUUGUGAAGCUUUGUUUCUCGAUGCGCAGAAAUUUUACUGUCCCUUUAAGGAUUGUUCUGUUUUGUUAGUCAAUGAUGGGGAAGAGGCUGUGACAAUGUCUGAGUGUCCCAAUUGCCAUAGAUUGUUCUGUGCUCAGUGUAAAGUUGCGUGGCAUGAUGGAAUGAAAUGUAAUAAGUUUCAGAAAAUAGUUAAGGAGGGAAGAGGGAGAGAAGACAUGAUGGCUAUGUUGCUUGCCAAGAAGAAGCAAUGGAGAAGAUGCCCCAGCUGCAAGAUGUAUGUGGAAAAGAUAUCUGGUUGUAUACACAUUACAUGCAGGUGUCGGUAUGAGUUCUGCUAUGCCUGUGGAUCAAAAUGGUCUUCGACUCAUGCAUGCAAUCCAGCUCGAGUUGGCCACUAAUUACAGAAAGAAGGUUUUGGGAUUCUCCCUUCUAUUAUCCUAAUAAUCGAAAUAUGUAAAUAUGAUUUUCGUUUUUUGUCUAUUGCUUUGUUUUGUUUUGUUAACAAAACUGAAACAAAAGCAAAGCAAAUCACUCUACGCCUCAUGGCUUAAUCAAAUAGUAGAAGAUCUAUGAAGGAAGAACUGAAACCUUGUAACCGGAUUUCUACUCCAAUAUAAAGGAAGCCUAGAAAUUAAGAUCUUGAUAA